Molecule: messenger RNA, 2292 nt
Organism: Paramacrobiotus metropolitanus
Lineage: Eukaryota; Metazoa; Tardigrada; Eutardigrada; Parachela; Macrobiotidae
Product: kelch-like protein 1
Exons: 2
Coding region: 378-2024 (548 amino acids)
Molecular function (GO): protein binding
Source: RefSeq, a predicted model, not a curated record
UCAAUUGGCGAGCGUUGCGCUAACUUGUCGUACAGAUAGACUCCUAAAAUAUUUAAUGUUUAUAGUUAGUUAAAGUACCAGAUUGAAUAGAAGUAUUUGAAUAUAAGCAUUUGAAUAUAAGAUUGAAUAAUUUGUAAAAAAAACCCGAAAGUACUGUACUUUUACAAACUGAUCAGUAUGAUGGAAUAGCUGCGUAUUUCUUGUGCAAGAAUCAAAAUUUUUAAACUGGUUUCGGUUGACAAUGUGUUUGCAAAAGUGUUAACUGAAUUCGGCAAAACGGACCACAAUCAAUUUUGUGCUGGCUGGAUAAACAAAAUUGUCAUCGGAAACCUCUCAUCAAUCCAUAACGUGUACUUUGUCGACUUUUAAACAUUAAAAUGUCCAUAUCUAAAACCAACCGCACGAAAACAAGCAGGAGCAAGACGGAGCCUCCACCCAGCAAACCAACUGCGACAUUCUCAUCCUCGGAAUCGGAGAACGGAGGCGAGGACGUUGUCCCAGAAGCGGCGUCAACAGCGGAUACUAUUUCGCUGAAGUCUCUCGACGGUGUGACCCUGCACCCAGACUCUUACCAGAGUCCUGACGAGAAAUCCGUUGGAGUCAACUGGGUCCUGGUUGGUCAGCCUGAUAGCCCCGCCAAGGAUGACACCGAAACCUUACACGUUGUAUCUCAAAGACAUGACAGUAUUUUCUCCAUAGCGGAGCCGCCGGAGCUUGAUCUUGAUCGUCAGAAAAUCUGUUCUCGGCUGCAUAUUCAGAAGCGCAUUAAAUACAUCAAGAAAGCACUUGAAAGUAUGGAACUGUGUGAUCUAUCUUUCCUCUUUGGACGUUCUGCUACCCCAGCGCAUGCUAUGAUGUUCAAAGCGCACUCGGAAUUUUGCAGUAGAUUCCCAGAGUUGUGCCCCAAAAAUCCCGGAGAUGUGAAAAAGCCCCUCCAACUAGAUCUCUAUGGAGAAAUCAGUCCGACUGCUUUUCGCGCUGUGAUGGAUUAUGUUUAUGAAGGGCAGAGCGAAGUGCCCUAUGAAUACUUGGCGGAAAUCAUUGCGGCAGGAGAGUUUUUUGGACUGACCACAUUAAAUGAAGAAAUUCAGGAAAGUGUCGAAGACCUGCUGUGCGAUGACCACCUGUUUCCUAUAAUCUUCCACGGCGAUUGUGAUCAUCCUGUAAAAGAACUGGCGUGGGUCAAACUUCUCGAUCGCAUCUCCGUCCUGCUUGAAAAAGGAGAUUUUGUUGCACUGGAGCUGGCAGAAAUGUGCCAGAUAAUGUCAUCAGACGGCCUUAACCUCCCAACCGAAUACGAUGUGCUUAAAGCUUGCUAUCAGUGGGUGAAUGCGGACCGCCCAACCAGAUUAAUCCAUUUUUCCAGAUUAAUGACUUGUGUCCGAUUCCACUACAUGACACCGCGAGAACUUGCAAAAUGCCAAAACAAAGACCCCAUGUUUUCGACUUGCAAACCGGUAGCGGAUACCAUUGCGCUGGCCUACAUGGCGCGUCCGUUUAUCCUGGAGAACGAUACGGAGUUCUGCGAGCGUUUCGAGCUUUCUGCGCCAAGGAAUUCAGAUAUCUUGAAACAUUUUACAACAUUCAAAGAAAAGAGCAACGGAUCAUGCCUUAUAACAGAGCCGAACAUUUUCCCAGAUUCCCGAAAAGCUGUCGCGCGGGUUGACACCAAAUAUGUCAGAGAUCUUCCUACAAUAAUAUCUGGAGACGGUCCGGAUUUCGGCACUUUGGCUGAUGUCCAUGAAAUUACCGAGGAUGCUAAGCCCGAAGCUAACAAGGCAUUCAUCAUCAGAAAGGAUAUCACUGCCGUUCAACAUUCGCUAACUCGCACUACAGCUGACAACUUAAUUUCGAGGAUACCUCAGGAGCCCACCAGACAGAACAGCGCACGAUCCCAUUGUUCCAGCGUAGCAAACUUUAGCCAGAUGACCUUUAAUGAGAACGGUUCUCUGAUUACGAAAAACGGCGGAAAAGAUACCUACAAAAUACUCAGUGAAGCUUUUGAUAGAAUUUAUACAAAAUAAUAUUUUGGGAACGCCAAGAACCCCGUCAAUGGCGAAGGGAAAUGUUUCGUUUUUGGAAGACAUAAACAUUUUCAGUCGUGAUUGAUUUUCUUUCGGGAGGGAUGGUUGGAUGCAGGUUGUGGACGGAUCACGGAAGACAAUGAUGCACCAAAAUGUUUUGCAUAAGAGGAAAAUAACACUGUAAUAAUUUAUAAUAAUUAUGAAACCGUAUUAAAUAAUUAGGACACUGUUGUUUCGCCAAUCGCGGCAGACGACAGUGUUAUAUUUG